AUGGACGAGUUCGGCGGACUCCCAUACACCGACGAGGCGGCCGCUGCUGCUCAGGAGGCUCAGGCUGCUCAGGCCGCCGAGGCUUCCAACUCGAUGGACGUCGACCACCCGAUGCUCGACCGGGCGCUUGACGACUACAACCCCCGCCAGCGCCGGCGGUCUCCGAGAGAACCGUCCGAGCCUAUGCCGGAGCACGUCCAGAGCCUUCUCGGACGCAUGGGAAAGGGAAAGGUUUACCUUAUGGACGAGUCGCCGGGCAUUAUCCAUCACGAUGGCGAGCUGCGUCUCAGCCGCGAUCCGGUGCUGAGGAAGCUUGCGCGCGAGCUCGACAAGCAGGACCCGACGCAAUGGCUGACGAUGGUCUCUGAGUCCGCCUCCAGCCCGAUCCGACCGAACGCGCUCUUCGUUUCGUCGACGCUGAUCGAGCACAUGUCGACGGCCAAGAUCUUCACCUGGGCCUCCGAGCUUGGCGCGAAGCCGAUGGGAAUCGAGUGGCUGAACGACACGACUCUGAUCCUUCUCUUCCAGACGCCAGCUGCUGCCCUGCUUGGCCUCUCGCUGCUGUCCAAGGCCGGUUUCGACCCGACAGAGGGCGACGACCCGCUGCUCGAGCGCUCCGCCCACGGUUUCCCCAUCAGUCUCCUCCCGCGCGCCGAGGCGCGGAGAGAGGAUCGCGAGCGCGACCGCGGUUCGCGCGAGGACAGGGAGGCGGAGCGACGACGCGAACUUGACCGACAGCUCGACGAAGAGAUGAAGGCGUACCGGAGAGAGACGGGGCAGGCCGAGCCUGCGGCCGAGGAGCCGAAGAUGGCGGCAGACAAGCUCGAGGCUGAGGAGGAGCCGGUACGCCGCCGAGGCCGCGGCGCCUUCACGGCCGACACUGGCGCGUUCGACGAUGCGCCGGCGCACCCGCAAUUCGCAGAGGGCGUCGACCCCUAUGCGCGCGUGACGGUGCGGUAUGCGCUGGAGGGCGACAAUGCGAAGCGCAAGGGCGCACGCGACUCGGCGUGGUACGCCAAGCACGGCCGCGGAGCCGGCAAGGAGGUCGCGCCCCGCAGGGGAUAUCGGGACGAGCCGCGAAGCCUUGCCGAUCGCGUCGGGACGAGGGGAGAGGGACGCGAUCUCUCGCGCCGCAUCAGACCGUAUGACCGCGAUCGCGAGCGCGCAGACCGUGGAGACAGGGGAGACAGGCGGAGUCGCGUUGCCGACCUCGAUGCCGACCUGGACCGUAUGCGCGUCGGACGGAGCCGCCGCCCGCAGCGGAAUAAGGAUGACCUGGACCGAGAACUUGACGAGAUGUUUGCGUCCAGGAAGGACGAGUGA
Trichosporon asahii var. asahii CBS 2479 is the source of this 1323-nucleotide messenger RNA. RefSeq lists its product as uncharacterized. Gene Ontology annotation, molecular function: RNA 7-methylguanosine cap binding; mRNA binding. The record is from RefSeq and is a predicted model, not a curated record. The transcript is spliced from 3 exons. The coding region runs from base 1 to 1323 and encodes 440 amino acids. NCBI's taxonomy places the organism in Eukaryota, Fungi, Basidiomycota, Tremellomycetes, Trichosporonales, Trichosporonaceae.